This is a messenger RNA of Megalops cyprinoides (Indo-Pacific tarpon), 1748 nucleotides long. RefSeq names its product cathepsin B-like. Lineage: Eukaryota; Metazoa; Chordata; Actinopteri; Elopiformes; Megalopidae. Gene Ontology annotation, cellular component: lysosome. The record is from RefSeq and is a predicted model, not a curated record. Gene Ontology annotation, biological process: regulation of catalytic activity. Bases 109 to 1104 code for a protein of 331 amino acids. Gene Ontology annotation, molecular function: cysteine-type endopeptidase activity. The transcript is spliced from 10 exons.
GCUGCGGAGCUUUCUUAUAAAGAGAAAUCGAGACUGUCAGGUUAGGCGAAACAGAGAGGACAACGUGGGUGAACUGCUGGUCUCGUCAAUCGCAAAUACAGAUACAGAAUGCGGCGCUUUGCCUUCCUCUGUUUUCUCUCGGCCCUGUCAAUCUGCUGGGCGAGACCACGCCUCUCUCCCUUGUCGCAUGAAAUGGUCAACUACAUCAACAAAGUCAACACUACGUGGAAAGCUGGGCACAACUUCCACAACGUCGACUACAGCUACGUGAAGCGGCUGUGUGGAACUCUGCUGAAAGGACCCAAGCUCCCGGUCAUGGUACAGUACGCCGGAGAUGGUAAGCUGCCUAAGAACUUCGACCCCAGGGAACACUGGCCCAAUUGUCCCACCCUCAAGGAGAUCCGAGACCAGGGCUCCUGUGGGUCCUGCUGGGCCUUUGGAGCAGCUGAGGCCAUCUCUGACCGAUUGUGCAUCCACAGCAACGGCAAGAUCAGCGUGGAGAUCUCCUCCGAAGACCUGCUGACCUGCUGCUCUGACUGUGGCAUGGGGUGCAAUGGAGGCUACCCUUCUGCUGCCUGGGAUUACUGGACAUCAGAGGGGCUGGUGUCUGGAGGACUGUACGACUCCCAUGUUGGCUGCCGUCCCUAUUCCAUCCCUCCCUGCGAGCAUCAUGUGAACGGCACGCGACCCCCCUGCACCGGAGAGGGCGGAGACACACCCAGGUGCCUGACCCAGUGCGAGGAGGGAUACAGCCCCUCCUACAAGCAGGACAAGCACUACGGAAAGCGGUCCUACAGUGUUCCCUCUGAACAGCAGCAGAUCAUGAGCGAGCUCUACAAGAACGGUCCAGUAGAGGGCGCCUUCACAGUCUAUGAGGACUUUUUGUUGUACAAGACUGGUGUCUAUCAACACGUCACUGGUUCUGCACUGGGUGGCCAUGCCAUUAAGAUCCUGGGCUGGGGAGAGGAGAACGGCACCCCCUACUGGCUGGCUGCUAACUCCUGGAACACUGACUGGGGAGACAACGGGUACUUCAAAAUCCUGCGCGGAGAGGACCACUGUGGCAUCGAGUCUGAGAUUGUGGCUGGAAUCCCCCGAAACUAGGACCUUUUAAUCUGAUAGUCGCUCCCUGCUGAGUGUGUGACACAGCCAAUCCCGUUUCCUAAAGGAGAGGGGCUUUCAGUCAUUUGAUGCACUCCAGUCUUCAUAUCUGGCUUCCAUAGUUAUGUGCUGUCCACUUGCUGCUGCUAGAUGACUUUUAAUGAAUAUUGGGGAUUUUUUUCUUUUUUUAAAAGUACUCACUUUGAUUGAACAUCUGUGACUGCAGCCUCUUAGGAGUGUGUCACAGUUAACCCCUUGUGGAUAGAGCGGACUUAGGAUGUUUCUCUCAUUGUGCUCUCAAAGAACAGUACAGAGCACAGGUGGUGAUUUCUGCAAAUGGGGCCCCCUGCUGGCCAGCCAUGAACAAUCACAAAGCCAGUAAGUAGUUGAAUAGAAUGGUGCACUAUAAACCAAUUUUUAAACGUGUUUUUUUGUUUGUUUGUUUUGAAUUUUAUAACUGACAUCUUUGAGCACCUCAGGUUUGUGUGUUUUUCAUAACUUGUGAAAGGUGGAAAUAAACUUUGGAAAAAAUUGGCAGUGUAAUUAUGUAUGUAAUGUGCAUUAAAUUGGCUGUUUUACUUUGCCAUGAUCAGCUCAGAAGUAACCUGAUGGAAAGGUGAUGCGUUAAAUAAACCACUGAACUGAAA